AUGGCGGAUCAUAAGAUUUUGCCCGUCUUCGCCUUCAUUGACGAUGGAGAGCAGCUGCAGCAACUUCGAGAAUAUCUCACUACAGUAGGAAAGGCUAAGCUCGAUCUCAAAGGACCACCAGACGUAUCAGAAAACCUCUUAGAUAUUUGUUCGCAACUCACGGUUAUGGGCGCUUGUCCACAUCCGGUUGAGGUCGAUUACAUUCUGAACUCCAUCUGCUCACUUAUGGUACUGGUACCAGCAGAGCGGGCUCUGGAAGUGGAAACUCUGUACCGCUCUUUGGUAGCUAUGUGCUCUGAAGCCCGCAUGAUCGGUGAACUGGACUGCAGCACCGAAACCUUACAAAAGCAAUUCAAACAGUGGGGAACAUCACUGGAAGGGCAGAGGGAUAUACUUCGUCUCGUACAUGUUGGACUUCUUGAAGACCAAAAGGCUGAUCAGGCAGCUAAGGUAAUGAUUAUGCUGUUGGGGACGUACACCGAGAAAGACGCUGCGCAAGCCCGCGAAGAUGCAAUCGAAUGCGUAAGAACAGCUGUGGUGGAUCCGAAGUCGUUCUCAUUUGAUCAUUUGCAACGCCUAUGCGCUGUUAAAGCAUUGCAAAAGUCUGAUCCGUUGAUGUACUCUGCAUUGGAAUUGUUCAUAUCUGGAACACUAAAGGAUUACAGGGCUUUUGUCAAGGCUCAUCCAGAGUUUGUUGGGCAAAUGUUGAAGGUUGACGAGGCUGUUUUACUGAAGAAAAUCAGGCUUUUGACAUUGAUGACCAUCGCCGAGACUAAUAAUGUAUCGUUCUAUUACAUUAUGGACCAUCUUGGAAAGAUUGUAAUCUUUCAGGUAAUUCAUCUCGAUGAUCUUGCGAAAGAGUUGGAUUUGCCAUCGAACGAUCAGUUAGAGGAAUUCAUAAUUGAUGCUAUCCAAGUGAACGCAAUUUCAGGGAAGCUCAACGAAAUCACCCGUACGUUAGUUGUGAGUUCAUUCCAACAUCGACAGUUUGGACGUGAGCAAUGGCAAACGCUCCAG
Molecule: messenger RNA, 1017 nt
Organism: Cylicostephanus goldi
Lineage: Eukaryota; Metazoa; Nematoda; Chromadorea; Rhabditida; Strongylidae
Source: the annotation of a GenBank genome assembly